AUGAUGACGACAUUGUUAAAUAAUAUUAAAGAACCGUUACAUCAUAUACCAAAUCAACCAGUUAUGACGGUUACAUCGAAUUAUACAGAUUUAACUAUGCUAAAUACGAAAAUAACUACUAGUAACAACAAUAAUAAUAACAAUGGGAGUGAUAUCACUACUCAUAAUGGUAUAACAAGUAGUAGCAGCAGUGGUCAUUGCAGUGAUAAUAACGAUCUAAAUGUUGUUGAAUCACAUUUAUUACUAGACAACUGUGAUGAUGCGAUGUUAUCAUCAUGUAACAGUUCACUUAUAAUGGAUGAACAUGAAACUAACUCAGGCAGUAAUUCACCAAUGACCAAUGCAAGUGUUACCAUGGCAACUAGUGAGAAUAUUAUGACUAAUACAAACAACAACAACAACGCCAACACCAACACUAAGAAUAACAGUACACAUUCUAUAAUGCAUACAUCGCCAUCGUCGUCUUCGUCUCCAUCAUCAUCGUCAUCAUCAUCAAUAUUGGAGCAUCAUCAAAUAUCUACCUUCAAGAAUAGAGAGUCGAAUGAUUUUCGUUGGAAUACGAAAAAUACAAAAUUAUUUGUUGGACAGAUACCAAGAAGUAUGCAAGAAAAUGAUUUACGGGUAAUAUUUGAAGAAUUUGGACCAAUUUAUGAUCUGUUAAUCUUAAGAGAUAAAAUUACUGGGAUGCAUAAAGGUUGUGCCUUCGUUACAUUUUGUCAUAGACAAUCAGCUUUAAAAUGUCAAGAUGCUUUACAUGGUAAACAGACGUUGCCUGGGAUGGCAAGACCAUUACAAGUAAAAACUGCUGAUAUGGAACGUCGUACAGAAGAACGUAAAUUAUUUGUUGGUAUGUUAAGUAAACAACAAAAUGAAGAUGAUGUCAGAUUAUUAUUUGAACCAUUUGGUACAAUUGAAGAGUGUACAAUACUUCGAGAUCAAAGUGGAAAUAGUAAAGGGUGUGCGUUUGUAAAAUUCUCUACACAACAGGAAGCACAAUCCGCUAUUCUUACUCUACAUGGAAGUCAAACAAUGCCGGGAGCUUCAUCAAGUAUCGUUGUGAAAUUUGCCGAUAGUGAAAAAGAACGUCAUACAAGAAAAAUUCAACAAUUAAUUGGUCCAAUGGGUUUAUUGAGUCCAACCAUAGCACUGUCUCAACUAAAUGGUAAUAUGUAUUCACAAAUGAUAGAGAAUAUGGCACAAACAACAGGUUAUAUAAAUCCAGUUGCUGCAUUGGCAUUACAACUUCAGCAUGCCAGUCAGUUAGCUACAGUCAACUUACCGACUAAUGUAACAAAUUUAGCAAUGAUUUCUGCUUUAACCAACGGUUCCAGUGGACAUUUAGGCUGUGCUCCACUACUGCAUAGUCCACGUUCAGGUACUGUUAAUCUAUCGCCUAACUGUCAUACAAAUCCAAUGGCUGCGGCAGCAGCUGCCGCCGCUGUGCUUGGUAUGUCCGGCAAUAAUCCUCAGCUAACACAAAUAUCACCUCAAAUGGCAGCUUUAUCCAAUGUAAACAGUACAUGUAUUUCUGGAGAGACAGGAAAUAAUAACCCCACUAAUAAUGGAAGCUCUACAGCGGCAGCGGCCGCCGCUGCACUCAGUACAAAUGCAGCAAUGGCUGCAGCCGCCGCAGCUGUAGUUGCUAUGGCAAAUGGGAAUGUGACAGGGAAUGUGAAUUCAAAUGGAACAACAUGUGGUUUGACAGGACAAACAAUAGGCUUAGGAUCUCCCGGAACUGGUGGUCAUACAUUGGCUCUACAUGGAGUUCCUGGGACACAUACACCAUCGGCAACUCUCAGUGGUCUUGGCGCUGUUUCUCUUCCUUUGAAUCAAGCAAUUUCAAAUACUUCUUUUGGCUUAAAUACAUUAACAUCUCCAUUAACUGGACUUCCUACUGAUGCACUUUCCCAUUUGUAUCCCAGUGUUCCAACUUAUGGAUUAUCUUAUCCUUCACCGGUCACAUCUGCUUUAAAUCCAUUCGCUACAAUGGCACAUCAAGCACUUACAAUGCCUAUUCAACAGAAAGAAGGUACUAAAGAUCUAAUAUUAACAGGGCCAGAGGGAUGCAAUCUUUUCAUAUACCACCUUCCACAGGAAUUUGGCGAUCCAGAAUUGGCUCAGAUGUUUAUGCCAUUUGGAACAGUAAUCAGUGCUAAAGUAUAUGUUGAUCGUGCAACGAAUCAAAGUAAAUGUUUUGGUUUUGUUAGCUUUGAUAAUCCAUCAAGUGCACAAACAGCUAUACAUGCAAUGAAUGGUUUUCAAAUUGGUAUGAAACGUCUUAAAGUUCAAUUGAAACGUCCAAAAAGUGAUUCUACAAAACCAUAUUGA
This is a messenger RNA of Schistosoma curassoni, 2328 nucleotides long. NCBI's taxonomy places the organism in Eukaryota, Metazoa, Platyhelminthes, Trematoda, Strigeidida, Schistosomatidae. The record is from the annotation of a GenBank genome assembly.